Molecule: messenger RNA, 1030 nt
Organism: Bufo bufo (common toad)
Lineage: Eukaryota; Metazoa; Chordata; Amphibia; Anura; Bufonidae
Gene: NUDT21
Product: nudix hydrolase 21
Exons: 7
Coding region: 115-798 (227 amino acids)
Cellular component (GO): mRNA cleavage factor complex
Molecular function (GO): mRNA binding
Source: RefSeq, a predicted model, not a curated record
GUGAAUCGAUAACUUGCGGCGCUCCCGUUGUCUCGCUGUGUAGCGCCCGGGAACCUGUUUGGGGAAAUCCUGCGGACGUAGAACGGAUACCGGGGGACAGCGGCAGUCAGCAGGAUGUCGGUCAUUCCUCCCAACCGCUCUCAGACUGGCUGGCCCAGAGGAGUCAAUCAGUUCGGGAACAAGUACCUUCCGCAAACCAAGCCCCUGACCCUGGAGAGGACCAUAAACCUGUAUCCUCUGACCAACUACACGUUUGGUACCAAGGAGCCCCUGUAUGAGAAGGACAGCUCGGUGGCAGCACGCUUUCAGCGGAUGCGGGAAGAGUUUGAUAAGAUUGGCAUGAGGCACACCGUGGAGGGCGUCCUGAUCGUUCAUGAACACAGAUUGCCUCAUGUGCUGUUGCUGCAGCUUGGAACCACGUUUUUCAAACUUCCUGGGGGAGAACUCAACCCUGGAGAAGAUGAAGUAGAAGGGUUAAAGCGUCUCAUGACCGAAAUCCUUGGCCGUCAGGACGGGGUGCAGCAGGACUGGGUGAUUGAUGACUGCAUUGGUAACUGGUGGAGGCCAAACUUUGAACCACCACAGUAUCCGUAUAUUCCUGCACAUAUUACAAAGCCAAAGGAACAUAAGAAGCUGUUCCUGGUGCAGCUCCAGGAAAAAGCAUUAUUUGCAGUUCCGAAAAAUUACAAACUUGUAGCUGCCCCUUUGUUUGAACUAUACGACAAUGCCCCUGGUUACGGACCCAUCAUUUCAAGCCUUCCGCAGCUACUUAGCAGGUUCAACUUUAUCUACAAUUGAUCAUGUAUGAUUCCGGGAUAACGACGUGUGGGUGAAGCGCUCUCUGUGAGAACGGCUUUAUAAUGUGGGAACCUUGGCAUAAUCCAUUUUCUCUGAAGUUUACCAGACUGGUUGCUGUCACAAUAGAUGAACUGUGCCGACAUACACAGCAGCAAAAUGUGCUAAUGCUUUUAUUUUUUAUUUUUUUCUCAUGUACCAUGUGGUUUUCUUAAUUAAAUGAUUUUUUUUCCUC